Messenger RNA from Hydra vulgaris (swiftwater hydra), 1474 nucleotides. Its product is annotated as epidermal retinol dehydrogenase 2. Gene Ontology annotation, molecular function: oxidoreductase activity, acting on the CH-OH group of donors, NAD or NADP as acceptor. Lineage: Eukaryota; Metazoa; Cnidaria; Hydrozoa; Anthoathecata; Hydridae. The record is from RefSeq and is a predicted model, not a curated record.
GAACUUUUUUGUUGCAAAAUAAAUAAACAAAAUGGCUUUAUUUCGAGAUAUAUUUGAAUUUUUUUGUGUUUUGCUGCAAGUUUCAAUAUUAUGGCCUUGGGAGAUAAUAAAGUCGUUUCUACCGAAAAACAGGAAAGAUAUCUCGAAUGAUAUUAUGUUUAUUACAGGAGCUGGGAGUGGAAUAGGAAGGUUAAUGGCAAUUAAGUUUGCAAAUUGUGGAGCAACCAUUAUAGCAACUGAUCUAAAUGGUGCCACUGCUCAAGAAACAGCAGAUAUUAUUAAAUCCUCUGGAGGAAAAGCUUAUAGCUUUCAACUAGAUGUAACAGAUAGGAAAAAAGUUUACUCUAUUGCUGAAAAAAUACGUGAAACAAUUGGUGAAGUAACAAUGCUAGUUAAUAAUGCAGGGAUUGUUACAGGUCACAAUUUUAUGGAAUGUCCAGAUGAUCUUAUUGCUAAAACUAUUGAAGUUAACACUACAGCUCAUUUUUGGACGUUAAAAGCAUUUCUUGGCUCAAUGAUCAAAAAUAAUAGAGGUCAUGUGAUUUCAAUAGCUUCUAUUGCAGGCUAUGGUGCUAGUCCUCAGCUUAUUGACUAUUGUGCAAGCAAAUUUGGAGCAGUUGGUUUACAAGAAGCUUUAGGACUUGAACUUCAAGGCUAUGCAAAAGGAAUUAAAACAUCAACUGUUUGUCCAUGGUUUAUAAAAACAGGCAUGUUUGAAGGAGCAAAGAGCAGCUUGCCUUUUCUUUGUCCAAUGUUGGAACCAGAGCCCACUGCUGAUCGUAUUGUGGCUGGAGUUCUCAAUGAUGAGACACAUAUUUUUAUUCCACGGAGACUGUUUCUUUUGGUUGCUUUAAAGCAGCUCAUCCCUGCAAAUGUUGGGUAUAUUCUUUCAGAUUAUUUGCAAAUGGAAGCACAAAUGACUGGUUUUGUCGGAAGAAAAAAAAGCACUUGAAUUUUUAUGGUUUUAAAUUAUCUCUAUUAUCUAAAAGUUGAACAUUUUGAAUAAAAAUUUGUUUUUAGUCUUAAAUAUUAAUGCUUUUAUUGGUUCACAAUACAUUGAGGAAUAGUGAUUAUUCACCUUGUCGAUGAUAAUGAAACCAUGAACCUUUGAAAAACAAAACUCUUAACUUUUAUUUUGAUUUAGUUUUUUGUUUGCUUUGCUUUUAAUAAAUAGGAAUAACAUAUUUUCAUUUUUAUAAAUUUUGUUUAGUAUUUUUCUGAAUUAUUUGCUUGUUAUUCAAAUUUUUUUAAUGAAAAGUUUUAUAUCUUAUUAAUUUGUAAAAACAAAUCCUAGCCAAAUUAUUUAGUAGUUUGUGCUGUGAGUUUUUAAAAUGCGCUGCUGAGUGAAAAUAUUGUACCCCACUAAUAUAAGUAUAAUGCCUGCAUUUUUUUACGAAGUUACGUAAUUUCCGAGUGUUUUCGUGUAUUUCUUAAUAUUCUUUUGAAUCUCGUAAAAAUAAAACAAAUUAUCGUA